Molecule: messenger RNA, 3037 nt
Organism: Candidula unifasciata
Lineage: Eukaryota; Metazoa; Mollusca; Gastropoda; Stylommatophora; Geomitridae
Source: the annotation of a GenBank genome assembly
CAAUUCUAAUAGAUGGCCCUUGAUGAUAGACCCACAAGGACAGGCAAAUAAAUGGAUCAAAAACAUGGAAAAACAAAAUAAUUUACACACAGUCAAACUGAGUGACAGAGAUUUUGUAAGAAGUCUGGAAAACUGCAUUCAGUUUGGUACACCUGUCUUAUUAGAAGGAAUACAGGAAGAGUUAGACCCUCUCUUGGAGCCUUUGUUGCUAAAACAAGUUUUCAAGCAAGCAGGUGCAUUGUGCAUUAAACUUGGGGACUCAACAAUUGAGUACUCCAACGAUUUCAAGUUCUAUGUUACUACAGGAUUGAGGAACCCACACUAUCUUCCAGAAACAUCUGUUAAGGUAACCCUUUUGAACUUCAUGAUAACUCCCGAAGGUCUUCAAGAUCAGUUACUUGGCAUAGUUGUUGCAAAGGAAAGGCCAGAGUUGGAAGAAGAGAAAAGUGUAUUGAUUAUUCAAGGAGCCAACAAUAAAAGGCAGUUGAAAGAAAUUGAGGACAAAAUUCUGGAAAUUCUCUCUUCAUCUCAAGGAAAUAUUCUUGAAGAUGAAACUGCCAUCAAAGUUCUGUCUUCCUCAAAAAUUCUCUCUAAUGAAAUCUCAGAGAAGCAAGCAAUAGCUGAGGAAACAGAAAUCAAGAUUGACGAGGCUCGAAUGGGGUACACACCUAUUGCAGUACACAGUACUGUUCUGUUUUUUUCCAUUGCUGACUUGGCUAAUAUAGACCCGAUGUACCAGUAUUCUCUCACCUGGUUUAUCAAUUUAUUUAAUUUAUCUCUUGAACAUGCUGAAAAGUCUGAAUCAUUGGAAGAACGUUUGAACAACCUGCAUUCCCACUUCACUUACCUGCUGUACACCAGUAUUUGUCGUUCACUUUUUGAAAAAGACAAACUUCUAUUCUCAUUCUUGCUGUGCAUUAACAUCCUGAAACAUGGCAAUGAGAUCAGUGAAGAUGAGUGGCGAUUUUUCCUCACUGGUGGUGUGGGACUUGACAAUCCUUAUUCUAAGCCAGUAGACUGGAUUCCAAGUAGAGCCUGGGACGAGCUUUGCCGUAUAGAUUGUCUAAAAGAUUUUAAAGACUUGAGAGAGAGUUUUUUACCUGAUUCAAAAGAUUGGCAGAAGCUUUACGACAGUCUAGAACCUCAUCAUGAGAAACUUGCUGGAAAAUGGGAAACAAAGCUUGACAAGUUUCAAAAGCUUAUUAUUCUACGAGUUUUCAGACCUGAUAAGGUGAUACCAGCAGUGCAAGAAUUUGUGACAGUAAAAUUGGGGAAAGCUUUUAUUGAGCCUCCUCCAUUUGAUCUAUCAAAAGCCUAUGCUGACAGUAACUGCACAACACCAUUGCUGUUUGUAUUAUCUCCAGGAUCUGAUCCGAUGGCAGCUCUGCUAAAAUUUGCUGAUGACAAUAAUAUGGGAGGAGAUAAAUUUGAUUCACUAUCACUUGGUCAAGGACAAGGCCCUAUUGCCAUUAAAAUGAUUGACAAAGCAUGCAAAGAUGGUCUUUGGGUAGUGCUUCAGAACUGUCAUUUGGCAGCCUCAUGGAUGCCAACACUGGAAAAAAUUGCUUCAGAACUUUCUGAAGAUCAAACACAUCCUGACUUUCGGCUGUGGCUAACUUCGUACCCAACCAGUGUGUUUCCAGUCUCCAUCUUAAGAAAUGGUGUUAAAAUGACAAAUGAAGCACCAAAAGGACUAAGAUUCAACAUCAUCAAAUCAUAUAAAUCUGAUCCCAUUUCUGAUCAAGAGUUCUUUGGCAGUUGCAAACAGCCGAUAAACUUCAAAAGAAUGUUGUAUUCCCUCUGCUUUUUCCAUGCUUUGGUUCAAGAAAGAAAAAAGUUUGGUCCUAUUGGCUGGAACAUUCCAUAUGAGUAUAAUGACACAGAUUUGAGAAUCAGUGUGUUACAGUUACAGAUAUUUUUAAAUCAAUAUGAGGAAGUUCAGUUUGAAGCUCUAAGAUACUUAACCGGUGAAUGUAACUAUGGAGGGCGUGUAACUGAUGGAUGGGAUAGGAGAACACUGAACACAAUACUAAGUAAAUUCUACUGUCCUGAACUUCUAACUCAAGAGGAGUUCUAUUUUGAUGCAAAUAAAGAGUACAAGCUUCCACCAGAUGGAGACUAUGAGAGUUAUGUGGCCUUUACACAGACUCUACCAAUUGUGGUAUCACCAGAAGUGUUUGGUAUGCAUCCAAAUGUGGAAAUUACAAAAGAUCAAGCAGAAACUCAACUUCUUUUUGACAACAUUCUUUUAACAUUGGGAAAAGCUAGCUCUUCUGGUGGUAAGUCACCUGAUGAAGUUAUUGAUGAAGUAGCAAUGGACAUCAUUGACAGACUGCCUGCAAAUUUUGACACAGAAAUAGCUCUACGAAAAUACCCAACUUCUUAUACACAAAGUGGCUUAGUGGUGAUGUCCAGUGACAUGGAGGAAGUUGCAGCUAGUAUUCUGACAAGCAAAAUUCCAGCCACCUUUAAGAGUGUUUCAUAUCCAUCACUGAAACCACUUGGAAGCUAUAUCAAUGAUUUCCUUACACGUUUGCAGUUUCUUCAGACGUGGUAUGACAAAGGGCCUCCUUCAUCUUUCUGGCUGUCAGGUUUUUUUUUCACUCAAGCUUUCCUGACCGGAGCACAGCAAAAUUUUGCAAGAAAGUACACAAUUCCCAUUGAUCUGCUUGGGUAUGACUUUGAAGUGCUUGAAGAUAAAAAGUACACUUCACCACCAACAGAUGGUGUUUAUGUUUAUGGUUUAUUUUUGGAGGGUGCUCGAUGGGACAGAGAAGGGAAAGUCCUAAACGAAUCCUGCCCAAAAAUACUGUUUGAUACUCUUCCAAUGGUAUGGCUGAAGCCUGUGAAAAAGGCUGAGUUGCACCGAACAAAUGUUUAUGAGUGCCCCGUUUACAAAACAAGUGAAAGACGGGGGACUCUAUCCACUACUGGUCAUUCUACCAAUUUUGUCAUGUCUAUGCUGCUACCAACUAAUGAACCCCAGGAGCACUGGAUCUGUAGAGGACUUGCACUGCUGUGCCAGCUAGACAACUAA